Nyctereutes procyonoides (raccoon dog) is the source of this 2029-nucleotide messenger RNA. RefSeq names its product isopentenyl-diphosphate delta isomerase 1 (gene IDI1). Gene Ontology annotation, cellular component: cytoplasm. The transcript has 4 exons. The coding region runs from base 83 to 766 and encodes 227 amino acids. Gene Ontology annotation, molecular function: isopentenyl-diphosphate delta-isomerase activity. The record is from RefSeq and is a predicted model, not a curated record. Gene Ontology annotation, biological process: isoprenoid biosynthetic process; isopentenyl diphosphate biosynthetic process. Lineage: Eukaryota; Metazoa; Chordata; Mammalia; Carnivora; Canidae.
GGAGCGGCCCAGACUCACGGGCUCCUGCCGUGUGUCGUGUGUCGGCGCCAGGGUCGCGGGCCGGGGCGGGCGGGCCGCCAGCAUGCGGGAGGUGAACCUGGACGAGCUGGACGCGCAGCAGGUGCAGCUGCUGGCCGAGAUGUGCAUCCUCAUCGAUGAGCACGACCGUCGGAUCGGGGCGGAGACCAAGCGCAACUGCCACCUGAACGAGAACAUAGACCGAGGGUUACUGCAUCGAGCCUUCAGCGUGUUUUUAUUCAACACAGAAAAUAAGCUCUUGCUGCAGCAGAGGUCGGAUGCCAAGAUCACCUUUCCAGGUUGUUUUACCAACACAUGUUGCAGUCAUCCAUUAAGUAAUCCACAAGAGCUUGAGGAAAGCGACGCGAUCGGAGUAAGACGAGCAGCACAGAGGCGUUUAGAGGCUGAAUUAGGAAUUCCCAUGGAAGAGGUUCCUCCAGAAGAAAUUAAUUAUCUAACACGAAUUCACUACAAGGCUCAGUCGGACGGCAUCUGGGGGGAACACGAAAUUGAUUACAUUCUGUUCGUGCGGAAGAACGUGACCUUGAAUCCAGAUCCCAAUGAGAUUAAGAGCUACUGUUACGUGACAAAGGAAGAGCUAAAAGAACUUCUGGAGAAGGCAGCCCGUGGUGAAAUUAAGAUAACUCCGUGGUUUCAGAUUAUCGCCGAUGCUUUUCUCUUUAAAUGGUGGGAUAACUUAAAUCAUUUGAAUCAGUUCGUCGACCAUGAGAAAAUACAUAGAAUGUGAAUGUGGAGAUGAGUGAUUAGUAAAAUACGGAAAAAUUUCUCCACUUAGUAAACUUAAUAUGAUUUUUUUUUUGAAUUCUUGGUUCCCCUUAAGAACUCAUCAUCUAAAAUAUUGGUAUUUUACAACGAGCAUUUGGAAAGUACAACCAACUUGUUCACUUUGUAUCACACGGCCCAUAAGUGUGGGUUGCUGUUUGUAAAAAACAUAUGUGGGAGAUUAUGGUAAAAAAAAAAGUGGGAGGAUUCACUUCAUUUAACCUGUCUAAUCACAUAGUCCAAACAAAUAAGUGAAGCUCUUGAUUUUUGAGAUGUCAUGAUAAACAUCGUCCGCACACUUUGCUCUUUGCCAAAUGCUUUAUAAAUCAUUACGUUUUUAUCAGUCUAGAAAAAUGUGCAGUGGGAACUGUUUGCUUAGCUACUCCAGAACAGUCCAAGCUAACUUUCCAUACGAGCCGAUUAAACUAGUAAAGCAGGUUCAAGAGAAAUUAAACGGUGUGUGUUGAUUUCUGUCAUUCUAAGUUGAUUCUGUGGUUUACUCAUUCGGGAAGUAUUUUGAUGCUGAAAGUCACACGUUGCUGUGGGUGACGAUGCUGCUCAGGUCCCUUCUAUUAGAGCCUCUGCCCCUUCGUGACGUGUGUUUUCGGAGCACGCCGGGCAGGCGGGCAGUCUGUAAAGUGGGAAUUGGCUUAAUUGAGGGAGUCCAGCACCGGAUUUCUUAAGCUGGACAGUUGGCGUGUGGGUGGUAGUCCUUUGUGGGCAGAGUUCACCCCGUGUGUUGUAGGAUGUGUAGCAACUCCCGAAUGCCACCUGCCAUUCACCCCUGUCGCCCGUGAGUCACAGUGACACCAGGUGCCAAGUGUCUCCUGGGGCACAGGCGCCCCCAGCUGAAAACCAGUGUUCUCCAAAGUCAGGCUGUAUUGUAGGGGGGAAAAUCCGCAGGAAGAUUAAUGUCCGUAUGAGAUUCGGGGUGUGGGGUGUGUAUUUAUUCGUAUUUAAAUUGUACCUCGGCGAAUGCAUUUUUUUAAAACUCUUGCCAUAGAUUUCUCGGACCUGAAAUCUUAUGACAGCUGUAUUAUCCUCGAAUGUUGUAUAAUAAACACUGGGAAGAUGAAAAAUUAUUUAACAGAGCUAAAUGUUUUGUGAAUUCAGUAGAAAAGCCCAUUUGUUAAGCCUGAAGAGUUGCUUAAAACUUCAGGCAAGACGAUGUGGCAAGUACUAAUUUUACUGAGAAGCAAAACCAAUAAAAGGAAUUACCACAUUUUAA